UUUCACCAGCGAUGGAGCUCCUCCUCCUUAUUCUCCAUACACGCACACACCUGCGCGCGCCGCAAGAUACUCUGCCCGGCAGGUGAGAGGACACCUGUGCGCGUAACCCGAGCAGAAGUGUGAGUUCACCUGUCCGCGCGAGGUAGUAGUUAUAGUAGAUACUGUCUCCUCGCGCUCGCCCGCUCCGGACGUGCGCAGAUGGAGCCUCGCGCGAGCUUCUCUCGGCUGUACAGCGCGUGCUUCCUGGUGGUCACCGUGUGCGCGCUCCACAUCUCCGUCAUGCUGCUGUUCUACCUGAGGAACCCGGGCAGCGAGAGCGAGCCCGCGCUCCCGCGGCACAGCGCGGACACGAGCCGGAGCAUCAGCGCGCUGGGCACGGGCACGAGCACGAGCGGGAACGUCAGCACCUUGGGCACCUUGGGUACUUUGAGCACGAGCAUCAGCAACUUAGGCACGAGCACGCCGGUGCCAAUACAUCAUAUAGAAGCAACCUCAAAAAAAGCGCUGGAAACAUGUCCAGAGACCCCCCCUCACUUAGUGGGUCCGUUAAGAGUGGAGUUCUCCGACUCUGUGAAUUUAGACGAGAUACGGCAGGACCCGCGUCUGUCUGAGGGCGGGAGAUACACCCCGCGUGAGUGCGUGUCCCCCCACAAGGUGGCGCUCAUCAUCCCGUACAGACACAGAGAGAACCACCUGAAGUACUGGCUGUACUACCUUCACCCAAUACUGCAGAGACAGCAGCUCGAUUACGGGGUUUACGUCAUCCAGCAGGACGGUGAGGACACAUUUAACCGUGCUAAGCUGUUAAAUGUGGGUUAUGCUGAGGCUCUUAAGGAGUACGACUACAACUGCUUUGUCUUCAGCGACGUUGACCUCGUCCCCGUGGAUGAUCGAAACAUCUAUCGCUGCUUCGACCAGCCGCGUCACCUGGCAGUGUCCAUGGACAAGUUCGGCUUCAGGUUACCUUACAACCAGUAUUUUGGCGGCGUCUCUGCGAUGAGCAAAGAGCAGUUCCUGAAAAUCAACGGCUUCCCCAACAACUACUGGGGCUGGGGCGGAGAGGACGACGACAUCUACAACAGACUGACAUAUAGGGGGAUGAGUGUGUCUCGGCCUGAUGGAGUUAUUGGACGAUGCAAGAUGAUUCAGCACAACAGGGACAAAAUGAAUGAGCCAAAUCCUCAGAGGUUCGACAGAAUCGCGCGAACGAGACAAACCAUUAACACAGAUGGAAUCAACACACUGACCUAUACCGUGGUGAAAACUGAGAAGGACAAGCUGUUCACCAAAAUCAUUGUGGAUAUUGGCAAGCCUUGAUACUCUGGUGCCUUCAGACCUGGCCUUAAUCUGUUUGGCCGCUUUAAGCGUCGUCAGCGGAUUGACCGUCUAGCAGUAUAUUUAUAGGUUUACAAUGGACCCUUUUCUGGCCGUGCUUUGAUACUGACUGACUCACAGCUGGAUCCCAAAGGAUGCUCAAAAGCAAUCAAAAUAAUAUAUGAGAUAUUAAAAAAAACUGAAAUGUACUUGAAUGUCCAUGAAGGAGAACAAUACCUAAGAUGGUCCCACUGGAAACAGUACAAAACGUUGUACAGGGUGGCAGUUCAGAGACAUUCACUAACCAAAGCCAAGCAGAUCCAGGCCUGGGGAUACACGGCACUACACAGCAGGGGAUUAUGACUUGAAAAUGUAAUGUUCCUAGCGUGCAUGCUAAAAACAUUAGCAUUUGCAGCUUGGGAAUAAAGUGCUGCCUUACAAAGCGAGACAAAAAAGGGGUAAAAACAAAACAGUGCUGGCAUACAUGUUGAUAAUAUAUUAGCAUGUUCUAGCUAGUAAUAUGGUGUUGGGCAGGGUGGAACAGUGCUAGCAUACAUGCUAAUAGCUAAAAGUUGGGCUUAGCUACUAACAUAGCCACUGUCACUGUAGCCAAGCGACUGCUCAUUUUUUAACGGGAGAGUUGGUGUACACAUUAGAGACAAGCCAUAUCAUAUCAUGACUGUUAUUUUGUGAACCUGUUACUAUGAAGGGGAUAUCAAUGGAAAGAUGUUAGCUUACAUGCUAAAAACAUUAGCACAGUCUGCUUAGGAAGCUAAAGUAACCAAAGAUGUGACUAAAACAAAAAGCAAGACAGCAUAUAAAGCUGUACUGUAGCGCCAUCUUUUCCCUUUCCCGUAGGGCUUAUCUCUCCUGGCUAAGUAGGUGGUUGGAAGGUCUAUCAAUCCGCCAAAUUCUUCGUCUUUUCAAACGGCAAUUUGGUCUGAACAGUUACUUUUAAAAUGGUAAAUAUCGUCUGUUUUGUUGGUGUUGGCUGGAUUGUGUUGGGAGAGCCAACACUUUACAGUGCAUUGACCUUUGAGAGAUACUCAGAUCUCAGGACUCACGAUGUGAAACUUUAUACUGGAGAUGAUGUACAUAAUUCCUGAAAGGUACAAGUGGAACUGAAUAACACAGUGGAGAGUUCCACUUAAGAGUUCAUUGAGAUUGAGUAAACAGAUUAAGCCGCAAGUACCGGCUUAUAAGGCGCACUAUUAAUAAAUGUCUAUUUUCAGGUCUUUUUUUUAUCUACAAGGCGCACCUGAUUAUAAGGUGCAUUAUGUGAAACUAGUAAGAAACAAGGGUGUCACCACGUUUUCCUUUCAAUUUAGCAGGUCUCGCCGCUGGGUGGAGCAUUAGCAUUAGCCUCUAACCGAUAUUAGCUAGCGGUUCGUCCCACGUAGCUUGUUCUAACACGGUAAAUGUCCAGACUACAGUCCGAUAUACUCACCCCUGAACCGGUAAAGAACUUUCGCAUAGUGUGGUUAGCGGUUAAUGCUAAUGCUUCCCCUACCAUUUUUAAGCCUUUUUAAGAUUUGACCAGAGGGAGGAGUCAGCUAAAAUCAGGGAGUUUUGUGCCCGUUUAAGUUGCACCCAUUGCUGACACAGCUUUCCUAGUCCAUGAAGAAAAGUAUUUCCAAUUGCAUAGGUCAUUCUGGAGCAGAUAAUCUUAUCUAUCUAAACUUAUUUGGCAACAUGCCUAAUUCCAGGCAUUGGCUAGAGGGGUUUCAAGCCUCUCAGCAUUCCAGACCGGUGGAUCUAUGUUUUGCAAUCAAAUCCUCAAAGCAAUGUUUCAAAAUCUAGUAAAAAAAAAAUUCUGGACAGUGUAGAUAGUUACUUCAACAAAAGCAGAAUAAUCUCUUGUUUUUUUUAGUACACUUGAUUUCAGAACCAGAAAAAAAAUGAAUGGUGUCCUAAUACUUCUGUCCAUAUUGUGUACUUGAAGUCUCAGGGAGCAGUCUACUCUAUGCAAUAAAAGUCUAUGCACACUGGGCGAUCCAGCUUAAAAUAACAUUAAAUGUGUUUUAUUAUAUUAAA
This is a messenger RNA of Astyanax mexicanus (Mexican tetra), 3348 nucleotides long. RefSeq names its product UDP-Gal:betaGlcNAc beta 1,4- galactosyltransferase, polypeptide 1 (gene b4galt1). The record is from RefSeq and is a predicted model, not a curated record. Gene Ontology annotation, molecular function: beta-N-acetylglucosaminylglycopeptide beta-1,4-galactosyltransferase activity; cytoskeletal protein binding. The coding region runs from base 199 to 1317 and encodes 372 amino acids. NCBI's taxonomy places the organism in Eukaryota, Metazoa, Chordata, Actinopteri, Characiformes, Acestrorhamphidae. Gene Ontology annotation, biological process: carbohydrate metabolic process; protein N-linked glycosylation. The transcript has 6 exons.